AUGAAAGUAGAAGAAUCCGAACCUCAAGAAAGUCUACCUUCUGUUGUUGACUCGAUAUUAUCGCAUUUGAUCAGCUUGACUAUUCCUGAUGCUUAUGAAGAGAUAGAAGAAGGAACAGAACAAGCUGGGAAUGUUUCGAAGGAAGAUUCUUCCUUGAAGAAAGUUGAUGAAUCUGCCCUUGAGGAGAAUGCGUCGAAUUCAAAUUUGCAGAUGCUGGGUUGCGAUGACGAUGAUCCAAAGGAAGAAACUACCCCUUCGAGUAUCAAAUCAACUGACAAAAUUGGAAAUUCUGGCGCGUCAGACUCCCAUCAUUCCAAUUCACCAGCUCCUUUACAAAAUUUCGAAGAUUCUCGAACGAGAAUCGCCGAAGACCCAGAAACAACGAGUCUCAGUUGCACGGAAGAACCCAUCUUACGCGAUUCUAUCAAUCCUUCGCUGAAGCAAAGAUUCCCUUCCUCAAAGAUAUCAGAUGACCCCUCUAACGAAGAAACUGUAAAACAAUCGAGAGCCGAUUAUCUGAAGCGUUUCGGGAAGAAAGUCCUGCCUCUUCCUCCAGCUCAGGAGAAAGAUUGA
Molecule: messenger RNA, 573 nt
Organism: Oikopleura dioica
Lineage: Eukaryota; Metazoa; Chordata; Appendicularia; Copelata; Oikopleuridae
Source: the annotation of a GenBank genome assembly